UUUUCUUUUCAACCAAUCAGCAACUCUGCACCAUUCAACACCGUCACAUUCAUGCGUUUGAUAGCGAAUGUGUUACCUCAUUAGCUUGUUUGUUAGCAUUUGCUGCGUUAUACAUUCUAUCGUAACCAAGGCAUAAAAAUUUGGAUUGUUCAAGAAAAGAAUCCUUCCUGUCUGAACAGCACCAAACUGACGCGAUGACAGGCUCAAAUGAGUACAAGCUAAACCAGGGACCAGAGGACAGCAUCUCUGCUGUCAAGUUCAGCCCCAGCACAACUCAGUUCUUGUUGGUUUCCUCCUGGGACUGCACUGUCCGGCUUUUUGAUGUUGGAGGCAACACUAUGCGGAUGAAGUACCAGCACACAGCUCCAGUUCUUGACUGUGCUUUUUAUGACCCAACACAUUCUUGGAGCGGAGGUUUAGAUGCGCAACUAAAAACCCAUGAUUUAAACACAGACCAAGAUACAAUAGUUGGAACACAUGAUGCCCCCAUUCGAUGUGUGGAGUACUGCCCGGAGGUUAAUGUCAUGGUAACAGGGAGCUGGGACAGAUCAGUUCGACUGUGGGACCCGAGGACGCCCUGCAACGCUGGCACUUUUACUCAGCCUGAAAAGGUGUACACCCUUUCUGUGGCUGGAGAUAGGCUGAUUGUUGGCACAGCUGGAAGACGGGUCCUGGUGUGGGAUUUGAGGAACAUGGGCUAUGUACAGCAAAGAAGAGAGUCCAGUCUCAAGUAUCAGACUCGCUGCAUUAGGGCCUUCCCAAACAAACAGGGCUAUGUCUUGAGUUCAAUCGAGGGACGUGUAGCUGUGGAGUACCUGGACCCGAGCCAGGAGGUUCAGAAGAAGAAGUAUGCCUUCAAGUGCCACAGACUGAAGGAGGAUGGAAUUGAGCAUGUUUACCCUGUCAAUGCCAUCUCUUUUCACAGUGUUCAUAACACAUUCGCCACAGGUGGCUCAGAUGGCUUUGUGAACAUCUGGGACCCAUUCAACAAGAAGCGCCUGUGUCAGUUCCACCGGUACCCGACCAGCAUUGCCUCACUUGCAUUCAAUAACGAUGGUACCAUGCUCGCCAUCGCUUCCUCCUAUAUGCACGAGAAAGGAGACAUCAGCCACCCAGAAGACGCCAUCUUCAUCCGCCAAGUCACAGAUGCCGAGACCAAGCCCAAGUGAGUCUUCCUCGCCUUAGUGUCCUCUGUAUGUCAGUUAUUCACCAAAUCUGUGAGCAGCUGCAUUUACAGAGAGCACAUCCAGCUGCCCCAUAUGCUGAUCUGUAUCUCUCUCCAUCCACUUUUCAAUAUCCGACAGUUGAAAGAUAGAUGAGGACUUCAAAAUCCUCCACCCGGUUAUCUGUGCUGUUGUAAAUAUACACUCAGUGACCAGACAAAUAGAAACCUGCUUUCCAGUGUAAUGCAAUCCGCCUCACUGACCUUGUCAUAAACACUACCUUUGUGAAAGUAGGAGCAACAAUUUUUGGUGGCACUAAGGAGGUGGUGAUUUUCAGGUGGUAAGUUUUGCAGCUGUUUGUGUAUAUGUUGACUUGUAUUAUAUUUAAAUGUGAUUAUAAUACUUUUUGUUCUCCUUGUAUAUCAGUGAGAGUGAACAAAAUACUCGGUGUUUAAUUGAAGACAACUGUGUUCAGUUUUAACUGUGGAUCUGGGCUGGGCAGUUAAUCAAACUUUAUUUUCAGCUACAAUUUUGGCUUCCAAAGAUUAUGGAAACAAAAUAAUCUAGCUAAAAUAAUUUCCAUUUGGUAAUGAUGCUCCCGUUGUGUGUCAUGUUAUAAAUCCGGCACACCCCUUCAGUCCUCUACAGUGCCAGCAUUUUUUGCUCUCAUUGGUUGACGUGAAACAUUACUAAGGAUGGCAACACCUAAAUUUGUUACUGUAUGUGCAAUAAAACCUCCACAAUAAACAAUCA
Molecule: messenger RNA, 1916 nt
Organism: Monopterus albus (swamp eel)
Lineage: Eukaryota; Metazoa; Chordata; Actinopteri; Synbranchiformes; Synbranchidae
Gene: bub3
Product: BUB3 mitotic checkpoint protein
Exons: 7
Coding region: 195-1169 (324 amino acids)
Molecular function (GO): protein binding
Source: RefSeq, a predicted model, not a curated record